AUGGCGCACGUUAUGGAUUAUCGUCGAUACUCGAUUGGAAUACCCACUCCACCAGCUGCUCGAGCUGCGCCAACUUACUACACUUACAAGGACCCAUACCCUGCGACAGAGAACCAUCCACACGCAGUCCAGAUAGAGACCAAAACGGACUGGCCAAAAUCGUAUAGAUACAAUUCUAACCAGAACACAACCCAGGGCAUUCAUCCACCGGGUCCAGUCUACCAAGCCAACCAAGCCCCCGCUGCUUGGUACUACAAUCAGUACUAUGGUGCUCAGCAACCACAACCGCAAUAUCCAUACGGCUAUGGCUACCCUGGCUAUGCUGCCGCUUGGGCCAAUGGUCAGUACUACGGCAUGCCAGCCCCGACCGGUACGAGUUACAACUCUCCUUACUAUUACUAUCAGCCCUCUACCUCUACCUAUCAGUACAACGCCUGGCCUCAACAGGCAUACUCCUACCCAUCCUACCCAAACUACUAUCAGAAACCCAAUUUCUACGCUCAAUACUACAAGAAUUUUCUUUCGCUCCAACCGAACCAAAACCCAUACUCAUACAUGUCAUAUCUAGUUCCCGGUGGACCCUCAAUUCUCCCAACGACAAGCUGCCCCGGCGCCAUGACAGCUCAAGCUGCAAUGGCCGCUGCCACAAACGCCAGUCUCGCAGCCAUGCCUCAGGGUCCCAACUACUUCGUUGGUGGUGGCCCUGCAGACUUUGCGGCUCAACAGGCCUACCUAGUCGCUCAGAUGGGCUUUCCUAAGCCACCGCCAACUCAGCUCGCGCCAUACAAGCCGGCUGAUGGUCAACAGUUCUGGUGCAAGGAGAAAGAUGGAAGUUGGACUUUGAGAACACACUCUGAUAUCCUAAACGGAGAUGUUAGUCCUGGUCAUUGGGAAAGACAUGCGACUUCGGGUUACUUUUACUGGGUUCGAGAUGGUUGA
Molecule: messenger RNA, 939 nt
Organism: Lithohypha guttulata
Lineage: Eukaryota; Fungi; Ascomycota; Eurotiomycetes; Chaetothyriales; Trichomeriaceae
Exons: 2
Coding region: 1-939 (312 amino acids)
Source: RefSeq, a predicted model, not a curated record